Messenger RNA from Oryctolagus cuniculus (rabbit), 1515 nucleotides. RefSeq names its product oxidized low density lipoprotein receptor 1 (gene OLR1). The record is from RefSeq and is marked provisional. Gene Ontology annotation, molecular function: low-density lipoprotein particle receptor activity. Gene Ontology annotation, cellular component: signaling receptor complex; plasma membrane. Lineage: Eukaryota; Metazoa; Chordata; Mammalia; Lagomorpha; Leporidae. Gene Ontology annotation, biological process: lipoprotein metabolic process; leukocyte cell-cell adhesion.
UUUCACUGCUUCCAUCUCUCGUUCUUGGCAUGAAUUUGGAAAUGGCUGUUGACGACCUCAAGGUCAAGCCCAUGAAGGACCAGCCUGAUCAGAAGUCGAAUGGGAAGAAACCUAAAGGUCUCCGUUUUCUUUCUUCUCCGUGGUGGUGCCCAGCUGCUGUGGCUCUCGGAGUCCUUUGCCUGGGAUCACUGGUGACCAUUAUAAUGCUGGGGAUGCAAUUAUUGCAGGUAUCUGACCUCCUAAAGCAACAGCAAGCAAACCUCACUCUGCAGGAGAAUAUACUGGAGGGACAGGUCUUAGCCCAGCAGCAGGCAGAAGCAGCUUCCCAGGAGUCACAAAGGGAACUCAAAGAAAUGAUAGAAACUCUUGCCAAGAGGCUGGAUGAAAAAUCCAAAAAGCAAAUGGAACUUAACCAUCAGUACCUGAAUCUCCAAGAGGCUCUGAAGAGAAUGGACAACUUUUCAGGUCCUUGUCCCGAAGACUGGCUCUGGCAUGGAAAAAACUGUUAUCUGUUUUCCUCUGGAUCAUUUAAUUGGGAAAGUAGUCAAGAGAAAUGCUUGUCUUUGGAUGCCCAGUUAUUGAAAAUUAACAGCACAGAAGAUCUGGGCUUCAUCCAGCAAGCGACUUCCCAUUCCAGCUUCCCAUUCUGGAUGGGAUUGUCUCGGAGGAAACCCGACUACUCAUGGCUCUGGGAAGACGGUUCUCCUCUGAUGCCCCACUUGUUCAGAUUCCAGGGUGCUGUUUCCCAGAGGUACCCUUCAGGCACCUGUGCAUAUAUACAGAAGGGAAAUGUUUUUGCUGAGAACUGCAUUUUAGUUGCAUACAGUAUCUGUCAGAAGAAGGCAAAUCUGCUGAGAUCAGAGUGAAUUUGAAGGCUCUGGAAGAAAAGAAAGUCAAUGAACUUUAUUCAGGAAUGUAAGCUACUCCUUGUGACGUAGGUGCGAACUCUGAGAGUCCUGAGAGCUGCUCAACUCCUUAUCAGAGGCAAAGACGGGGGAUCCAGCUGCCUGAUACCUUUGUAGCAAAAGGGUUUUUUUUUUCCCCCAUCUUUCUAUCUGUCAGUAUUUAUCAUCUAUUGACCUACCUACAUCUGUCACCUAUCUACAUCUAUUAUUUAUUUAUCUUUAUCUCAUUAUCUAUCUAUCUGUCCCCAACACCCUUCUCUCUUGUUCAACCAGCUGUUUCCAAGCCUCUGCCAGCCCUCAGUGGCACUUCCCUUUUGUAUUUAAAAUCUGACUCCUCCCCAAGCUCGGGAGCCCACUUCACUCAGUCUUGUCUACCUCAGUGCGCCUUCCCUGCAUGCAGACAACACAGAGAACUUGCCCAACUGCAAGCAGAAAGCAGAAAAGGAGAACUACACAUGGGAAACUGCAGCGUGAAGAAACAGAGGAAAGAUCACACUGAUCAAACUGAAAACAAGCGUGCGUUCUCCACUUUAAAAUCAUUGCUCAUUGGUCUUUGUAAUUGCAGUCCAUGUCCAGACUCCUGCAUGUGCGUGCACACACACACACACAC